CUCUCUCUCUCUCUCUCUCUCUCUCUCUCUCUCUAUCUCGCUCUUGCUCCCAGAUAAGUGCCAAACCAACAGGACACACCAACCAAUCUCUCCCUUACUCAUUCUUCUUUUAGAUAAUGCCCAAGACUGAGCAUUCUCUGCAGCUCCCUUUCCUAGAUCUCUCAGAGCCCUUUCUCCCUUCUGCCCUCUCUUCCAUCUCCCAAGCAUGCAAGGACUGGGGCUUCUUUUACAUCACCAACCAUGGCAUCUCCAAAGACCUCUAUCAGAGAUUUCAUAGUCUCUCCAGACAAGUGUUCAACCUUCCUUUAGAUGCCAAACUCAAAUUAGGACCCUCAUCCCCAAUAAAUACUUACACUCCUCAAUUUAUUGCUUCACCAUUCUUUGAGACCCUCCGAGUCUCCGGUCCAGACUACCAUGCCUCAGCAAAAAAGUCAAGUGAUAUCCUGUUUGGAACACCUGAAACUAAGUUUUGUGACCUAGUACAAGAAUAUGGAAGCAAGAUGAUGGAAUUAUCAAAGAAAAUUGUGGUUGUUCUUUUGAAGUGUUUGGGUGAUGGACUUGAGUUCAAAUACUUGGAUGAAUUCAGUCAGUGUCAUGGAUAUUUAAGGAUCAACAACUACACCCCACCUGAGGACAUCGAAGCAGAAGAUGUUGAAGGACUUGGAAUGCACACAGACAUGAGCUGUAUAACAAUCUUAUAUCAAGAUGCAACUGGUGGACUUCAGAUGAGGUCAAAAGAAGGUGAUUGGGUGGACCUGUUACCAAAUGAAGACGCAUUAGCAGUGAAUAUUGGAGACCUGUUGCAGGCUUGGAGCAAUGGACAACUAAGAUCAUCCAAGCACAGGGUCAUCUUGAAACAGCCUGUCAACCGCCUAUCUGUGGCUUUUUUCUGGUGUUUCGAGGAUGAGAAGGUGAUAUUAGCUCCUGAAGAUGUAUUGGGAGAGAGGAAGCAGAGGAUCUAUAAACCAUUUGUUUGCCUUGAUUACAUAAAGUUUAGGGAGAACACUGAGGAAGGGAGAUUUGACAAGGUCGGCUCCAACAUCAACGGCUUCGCUUCAAUCAGUGCUUCGAAUUAUGAUGAGAAUAUGCCGACAUGAGGCUGCAAGAUAUUCAUUUAACGUUCAUUUGCUUGUGAAUUUUUUCAAUGUAUUAGGUUAUGUGACAUAUUAGUUGUGAAAUUAUGAUGGUUGCAGGAUUGAAAUUUUCUGAAAUAAAAGGAGAGUUGAGAAAUGAGAUGUAUAUUUGUUUUCUUUUUUGGAUGUAUUUGUGCAAAUGGAAGGAUGGUCUA
Messenger RNA from Elaeis guineensis (African oil palm), 1288 nucleotides. Its product is annotated as gibberellin 20-oxidase-like protein. NCBI's taxonomy places the organism in Eukaryota, Viridiplantae, Streptophyta, Magnoliopsida, Arecales, Arecaceae. The record is from RefSeq and is a predicted model, not a curated record.